AUGGAGACCAGCCCACGCCAGCCCGCCAGUCAGCCCAAACGCCAACACGCAAACAACAGACAUCAACACCCCCCCCCACCAAUAGACCCCACCACCCCAACCCAAACCCGCACAAACACACCACCGCCCAAACAACCGAGAUACAGCAUCCAGACCAGACAAAGGGGCCGCGCCGCCACCGCAUCAAGUCACCAACACAGACUCCACAGCGCAAGGCGACAACCAGGAACUAAGGCUAGGAGGCCACCACCCUCCCCCACGGCCCGUGACCUACACCAGACCUCUUUAAGAGGACACCAUGAGAGUCCACCCCCUGCCAAACAAAGCCAGCACCCGCCCACCCCAACCCAGCCCUCCAGAGCCCAUACCGCAACGUGCCCAUAUGAGUCCCGGCCAGGGGACGGAGCCCCCCAAUGGAAGAAGAAGCCAAUGCAUCCCGUCCGCACGUCAGCUUUCAAACCAGCCGGCAACCCAACGCCAGCCAUCACCCACAACCCCACAGGCGCGCAGACACCAAUCACAGUCCCACAACCACUCCAACCUAACACACCAAUGCCAACAGCCGGUAGCACCACAGCUACCAUCACCACUACCGCCCGCUCACACCAGGCCAAUCGAGCCACCGUUCAUCCACCCCGGACGACCAAGCACCCCAACGCACCGCCGACCACGCCCAGCGUCACAGCCCCAUACAGACUUAGACAGCGCCGGGGAAUGCCGCCGGGAGGUGAGCAGCACGCAGCCGCCCAGGAACGAGGAGGAAACGUCCCGCAACCCAGCGCGCAGUAG
Molecule: messenger RNA, 789 nt
Organism: Nerophis ophidion (straightnose pipefish)
Lineage: Eukaryota; Metazoa; Chordata; Actinopteri; Syngnathiformes; Syngnathidae
Product: basic salivary proline-rich protein 2-like
Exons: 4
Coding region: 1-789 (262 amino acids)
Source: RefSeq, a predicted model, not a curated record